GUUCCGUAGGCAUAAAUAUCUUGUUCUCUAUCGGCUCCUCUCCGCCGUCGUUCUUUUUCUUCUCAUCUUCCCCCGUUUCUUAAAGGUGCCGCCUUGCCAAAAGUGACGAUGGCUGGCGCCGCCAGUCCUUACUCCGGCGUCUGGAAGCCCUACCGUCCCUACUUGAAGCGCACCAAUAUUGUCCAACUAAGCGUCGUCGCCCUCCUUUGCUCUGCCUCCUACUUCCUUGGAAUCUGGCAGCACGGCGGCGGCUCCACCUCCACCGUCCUCACCGCCGUCUCUUGCGAAAAGAAUACCUCGGCCGGAGGUGCUGGCGCUGUUACGCUCGACUUCACCAUCCAGCACGGGGCGGCGGCGGAGGAACCGACCGCCGUGCGGAAGUUCCCGGCCUGCGACAUCAAGUACUCGGAGUACACGCCGUGCGAAGACCGGGACAGGUCGCUGCGGUUCGACCGAGACCGGCUAAUCUACCGGGAGCGGCACUGUCCGGAGAAGGGUGAGCUGCUUAAGUGCUUAAUACCGGCGCCGCCGGGGUACAGGAACCCCUUUCCUUGGCCGGCGAGCAGGGAGACAGCGUGGUUCGCCAACGUGCCGCACAAGGAGCUGACGGUCGAGAAGGCGGUCCAAAACUGGAUCCGCGUCUACGGCGAUAAGUUCCGGUUCCCGGGCGGCGGCACCAUGUUCCCCAACGGCGCCGAUGCGUACAUUGACGACAUCGAUCGCCUCAUCCCUCUUCGAGACGGGUCGAUCCGGACCGCCGUAGACACCGGUUGCGGGGUGGCGAGCUGGGGAGCUUACCUUCUCUCCCGCAACGUCAUAGCAAUGUCGUUCGCCCCUCGGGACUCGCACGAGGCACAGGUCCAAUUCGCGCUCGAGCGUGGCAUUCCGGCGAUGAUCGGCGUUCUCGCCUCCAUCCGCCUCCCCUACCCGUCGAGGGCCUUCGAUAUGGCCCACUGCUCGCGAUGCCUCAUCCCGUGGCAUCUCUACGGCGGGCAGUACUUGAUGGAGAUCGACCGCAUUCUCCGCCCCGGCGGCUACUGGAUCCUCUCCGGCCCGCCGAUCAACUGGAAGAAGCACUGGCGGGGCUGGAACCGGACGCAGCGCGACUUGAGCUCCGAGCAGUCCGCCAUCGAAGCCGUCGCCAAUAGCCUCUGCUGGAAGAAACUCGCAGAGAAUGGAGACAUCGCCAUCUGGCAGAAGCCCAUCAACCACCUCGCCUGCAAAUUCAUGAACUCGUCCCUGUUCUGCCAAUCCAACAAUCCAGACACCGCAUGGCACACCAAAAUGGAAACUUGCAUAACUCCACUGCCCGAGGUGGCCAACAUGGACGAGAUCGCCGGCGGAGAGAUCAAGAAGUGGCCGGAAAGACUAACGGCGGUGCCCCCGAGGAUCGCAACCAGAAGUCUUCCAGGACUCACACCGGAAAUGUUCUUGCAAGACUCUGAGAUAUGGAGGAAGAGGGUCGGCUACUACAAGUCAUUGAUCAACCAAUUAGGCCAGAAGGGUGGAUACCGCAAUUUGCUAGAUAUGAAUGCAUGCUUUGGCGGCUUCGCGGCUGCCCUCAUCGACAAUCCCCUUUGGGUCAUGAACACAGUCCCGACCAUCGCAAACAGAAACACCCUUGGAGUCAUCUACCAGCGCGGCCUAAUUGGUACCUAUCAAGAUUGGUGUCAAGCAAUGUCUACAUAUCCGAGAACUUACGAUCUCAUUCAUGGCUAUUCAGUCUUCACCCUUUAUAAGGACAAAUGUGAAAUGGAGGACAUUUUAUUAGAGAUGGAUAGGAUCUUGAGGCCUAAAGGCACCGUGAUUUUGAGAGACGACAUCGAUAUGUUAGUGAAGAUAAAGGAUAUUGCCGAUGGAAUGAGAUGGAAGAGUCAGAUCAUCGAUCACGAAAAUGGCCCGUUAGAGAGGGAGAAGAUCCUUUUGGCCGUUAAGACCUACUGGACUGCUCCGGGGCCAAACCAAGAAUUGUAACCUGCUUCACUAUGAAAAAGAGGAAUGCAAUAACAGAACUGGAAUUUCGUUUGUUCUUCGUGUUACCUUUCGUUGCGCGUGAUCGAUGAGAUCGUUCAUGGUUGGAGAUGAAGGGAGCAGGUGGAGCACAUGAAAUGGAAUGAAUCGAUGCAUGAGAGCUGUGACUCAGACUAAUUUCUUUCUCUAUCUCUGUGCAUGAUCUCAUUAACUUAAACUGCAUCUAUAACUGGAGUUCACUUGAAAUAAACAAGCUUUCUUGAUGAUUCGAGGACCCAGUGGGCAUGAAUGCAAGUGCACCAACUUGGCUUCUUGAGCUCAUCAAUGGAAGUUUGAGAGACAUGGGAGUUGAUUAAACAAGUAAUCUGAGUGGGAAGUGUUCCAGGAUACAGAGAUCCAUCAAAACCGAUGUGCAGGAAUUUUGAAGAGAGAGUUGACUUUUGUCAACUAA
Molecule: messenger RNA, 2422 nt
Organism: Zingiber officinale
Lineage: Eukaryota; Viridiplantae; Streptophyta; Magnoliopsida; Zingiberales; Zingiberaceae
Product: probable methyltransferase PMT15
Exons: 7
Coding region: 109-1974 (621 amino acids)
Cellular component (GO): endosome; cytoplasm; trans-Golgi network
Molecular function (GO): methyltransferase activity
Source: RefSeq, a predicted model, not a curated record